Messenger RNA from Hermetia illucens (black soldier fly), 1280 nucleotides. It is a transcript of the gene Vkor, whose product is annotated as vitamin K epoxide reductase complex subunit 1. Gene Ontology annotation, molecular function: vitamin-K-epoxide reductase (warfarin-sensitive) activity. Bases 365 to 907 code for a protein of 180 amino acids. Lineage: Eukaryota; Metazoa; Arthropoda; Insecta; Diptera; Stratiomyidae. The record is from RefSeq and is a predicted model, not a curated record. The transcript is spliced from 4 exons. Gene Ontology annotation, biological process: vitamin K metabolic process; peptidyl-glutamic acid carboxylation.
UGCUCAUGCAAUAUGUCCACGCUGAAGUGUUCCAUGAGAUUCUCUACAUUUGCAAGAAGAUUCUCUCGUUUCGUGGAAUGGUGAAGAAAUCUGAGUUUAAAAGUAUCUUUAAAAGUGCGUGAUAGUAUUGAGGAAUUUUCGCUUCAGUCGUUGAGUAUAUUCAAUGCAAUCAAAGGCAGCAAACAUACAGACUUUGGCAGGACUACAUCGGUUGCAUCAGCGACGACAAGCACAAAGCGGUACCUACUUUUAGCUCUGCAAUUCACUCCCUGGAAAUCCUGGAUAAAUCGCAUUCAACGUCAACGUCACCACAGCAGCGUCGCCCUCAUCAUCAUUGUCCUUCGUCCUCAACCCCUUUCUCGUCAUGUACAAACGAAAAUACAACACCUGGAUAAUAAUAUCGUGCCUAAUUGGAUUAGUCCUUUCGCUCUAUGCAACCUAUGUGGAAAUUAGCUCGGAAUUGGAUAGGAACUAUCGGGCACUUUGUGAUAUCAGCGCAAGGAUUAGCUGCACAAAAGUUUUCUCAUCCAGAUAUGGAAAAGGAUUUGGACUACUCGGACAUGUUGUGGGCGAGGAAUCGAAGCUGAAUCAACCGAAUGGAUUUAUGGGAGUCAUGUUUUACAUCUUUAUCGGAUUGCUCUGCUUGACUGAUAACGUGCGAAUGGCAAAAGCCCAAGUAAUCCUGUGUGUUGUCUCCAAUCUGCUAUCACUCUAUUUGGCAUAUUUACUGUAUUUCGUGCUGGAAGACUUCUGUGUUGUUUGCGUGUCGACUUAUGUCGUCAACUUCACCAAUCUAUUGUUGACUACAAAACGCUAUCAGCUACUUCGACGGAAGGACAUCCUGGCAGCGUCUUCAUCAUCAUCAUCGUCGUCCGUGCUGUCUUCCGACACUCAGAAAGUUGAUUAAAAAGCUGGCAAUGCGGAAUCCAGAUUUUUGUUCCCAUUUUCAUGGAAGUUAUUAUUAAGUUUUGGGAAAGACAGGAAAACUGAUGGGGGGCGGUGAGGAGGGGUAGAUGUGUAUGUGUAAGGAAAACUUGGAGUUGAGUAGGAAAAUAUUUAGUGUGAAAGUUUUCAAUUUGGUAUUUUAGAAAUGGGAUCGUGAUAGUUUGUAAGCUGGAAAGUUUUCGAAUUAAUGAUUCGAAAGUUUUUGAGUUCUUUGCACGUAAUAUGUUUUGUUUUCCUUUUUUGUAUUAAUGCAUUCAUGCUUCAUUGAGGAUGCAAGAUUGAAGUAGGAUCUGACCAUUCAUAAAGUUGGAAGAAAAUAAAUUUUGAAUGAUGAA